CACGCAUCUCUGAUUUCCACAUCAACCUUAGUCCCAUUUUAUCAUGCUUUACAAUACCAAAAAAAUGGCAGCACGAAACUUCUCAUUGCUACCACUGCUCCUCGCCCUGUUGUACAUUUCCGGCACCGCUGCCUCGGAAAACUUCAUCAGGGCCUCGUGCAAGGCCACCGAAUACCCGGCGGUAUGCGUCCAGUCUCUCUCGGCCUACGCCAGCGCAAUCCAACAGAGCCCGCGCCAACUGGCCCUGACGGCCCUGUCAGUGAGCCAGGCGCGGGCCGAGUCAAUGAGGGCGUUCGUGGCGAAGCUAACCAAAUUCAAAGGGCUAAAGGCCAGAGAGUACGGAGCCAUCAAGGACUGUCUGGAAGAGAUAGGAGACAGCGCGGAUCGGAUUCAGAAGUCGAUCCAGGAGCUGAACGCCGCGAGUAAAAGCAAGGGGAAGGACUUUCUGUGGCACAUGAGUAACGUGGAGACUUGGGUUAGUGCUGCCCUGACUGAUGAAAACACCUGUUUGGACGGGUUUUCGGGCCAGGCUCUGGAUGGUAGAAUCAAGAACUCGGUCAGGGCUCGAGUCACUAAUGUUGCACAAGUCACUAGUAAUGCACUAGGUUUGGUCAAUCAGUUUGCCGCUAAGUCUUAGGCCUUAAGUCUGCGUUUCAGAGUCGAAUCUCAACUUUUUUUGUGUGUGUUUUUCCUGUGGAUUGUACGUAUGUAUCUUUUAAUGUAAGCCAGUUUUGUUUUGCUGGAAUUGGUUUUGAUUUUGUGAAUCAGAUAUAUUGUCCUCUACAGUUUGUAA
Messenger RNA from Rhododendron vialii, 793 nucleotides. Its product is annotated as 21 kDa protein-like. Bases 44 to 637 code for a protein of 197 amino acids. NCBI's taxonomy places the organism in Eukaryota, Viridiplantae, Streptophyta, Magnoliopsida, Ericales, Ericaceae. The transcript has a single exon. The record is from RefSeq and is a predicted model, not a curated record. Gene Ontology annotation, biological process: negative regulation of catalytic activity. Gene Ontology annotation, molecular function: enzyme inhibitor activity.